CCUGUUCCCGCCAGAUAGGGUCCGAUUUCACGUGUUUGUGUACAUCUGGUUUUUAUGGCGACACUUGUGAAUACGUUGACGCCUGCCAUAGUGUUCCUUGUGUAAAUGGCGGAACAUGUGACCGGGACGCGAACAGCUUUAGCUGUGCCUGUACAAACAGAUACCAAGGAACUACUUGUGAAAUAGAUUGCAGGCCUGGGCCGGCAGAUAUCCUGUUCAUUAUCGAUUCCUCAUUUAAUACGGAGAAACAUUUCAACGAUUCAAAAGCAACUGUCACGGCAAUCGUCAAUAAGUUACCUAUAGGAGCCGAUGAUUUUCAAAUAGCAGUCAUUACAUAUUCAUUUGAUGCAACCAUGGAGUUUUCCUUCAGUACCUACACAGACAAAGCAGAUUUGGUUUCCGCCAUUGAUAACAUAUCACCUAUCAUGGGACCCUCCUACCUCGACAAGGCCUUAGACAAGGCGAAGGAGGUAUUUGGUAUUUCGUCAUCUUUUGGGGCUCGAGCACAGGUGUUUCAGUACCUAAUUAUAGUCUCUGACGGGCUUUCUACUCUGAGAACGAAAGCAGUAAAAGACGCUCAAACAUUGAAAAGUCGAGGAAUUAAAGUUCUAACCGUUGGGAAUGGAGAGCAAGUCGAUCAGACUGAACUGCUCCAGUUAGCUACAGCCAGCCAAUAUGUAUUUUCAGGAGGCAAGGAGGAUGAUACCACAAAUGUCAUCCUAAUAGAGACCGUGAACACUAGCUGUACAGAUUGUUUACUCAACACAAUGACGGACAUGGUGUUUGUGGUUGAUAUUUCUAAGCAUCAGACUGUUCUACAACAAACGCUGGAUGCACUUAAGGACCUGUUAUACAAAGCACUGGACUAUAACCCAAAUCCUCAAGUCGGCAUGGUCACGUUCGACUUGACAGCUACAUUUAAGUUUAACAUUAAUCAAUAUACAGAUCGAGACAAGAUCCUUCUCAACAGCCAGAUUGUCUUGCAACGACAAACCAAAAGUCAAAUAUAA
Molecule: messenger RNA, 1010 nt
Organism: Mizuhopecten yessoensis (Yesso scallop)
Lineage: Eukaryota; Metazoa; Mollusca; Bivalvia; Pectinida; Pectinidae
Product: collagen alpha-3(VI) chain-like
Exons: 5
Coding region: 354-1010 (218 amino acids)
Source: RefSeq, a predicted model, not a curated record